Messenger RNA from Triticum turgidum subsp. durum (durum wheat), 498 nucleotides. NCBI's taxonomy places the organism in Eukaryota, Viridiplantae, Streptophyta, Magnoliopsida, Poales, Poaceae. The record is from the annotation of a GenBank genome assembly.
AUGAGCAUGGGCUGCGAGAAGCACGACCUCCUGUCGCGGUUCAUGGCGAGCCAGGGCGAGAGCUACACCGAGACGGCCCUCCGCGACGUGGUGAUCAGCUUCCUGCUCGCCGGCCGGGAGACCACGUCCUCCGCGCUCACCUGGUUCUUCUGGCUGCUGUCCUCGCGCCCGGACGUGGAGCGCCGCAUCCGCGAGGAGGUCGCGGCCUCGGUGUGGGGCGAGGACGCGCGGGCGUACCGGCCGGAGCGGUGGCUGGACCCGGACACGGCGGAGGGGACGUUCCGGCCGGAGAGCCCGUUCCGGUACAUCGUGUUCCACGCGGGGCCGAGGAUCUGCCUCGGGAAGGAGAUGGCGUACAUCCAGAUGAAGUCCAUCGUGGCGUGCGUGGUGGAGGAGUUGGAGGUGGCGGUGGACGGCGGCUACACGCCGCGGCAGGUGGCCUCGCUCACGUUGCGGAUGGCCGACGGGCUCCCGGUCAUGGUCAAGGCUAGAUCCUAG